Phytophthora infestans T30-4 is the source of this 645-nucleotide messenger RNA. RefSeq lists its product as uncharacterized. The transcript has 3 exons. The coding region runs from base 1 to 645 and encodes 214 amino acids. The record is from RefSeq and is a predicted model, not a curated record. Lineage: Eukaryota; Oomycota; Peronosporomycetes; Peronosporales; Peronosporaceae.
AUGGUCGCGUUCUGGGGAUGCGAGGUGACCGAGACCAAGGCGGCGGUUGUUGAUGUGCCCGAGGGCUUCGUGCUCAACGUGGUGAACGCCACGUGCGGCGCAUCCUCUGUCGAUGCGCAGGUCGCGCUAGGUCUAGAGACACAGCAGCUUGAUGGCAAGGUCUGGAAGGAUGCAGUGGCUCAUUUAGGCGCCAAGCAGCCUCUGCAGGUCAAGCUGGACCUGGUUUUCGGCCACAAGGUCAAGUUCUAUUUGGCCAAGGGCUCUGGUAUCGUGAACCUUAGCGGAUACUUCCAGCCAGGCCCUUUAGUCGAUCUGCUGGAGGAGGAGGAGACAUCAAUGCCUUCAGAAGCCCCCAAGAAGAGCAAGAAGCGUGCUCGUGAGGAGAAGAAGGAGGCUCAGAAGAGCUGGGAUGAGGGCGAGGUGCUGUGGCUGUCUCAUUGUGCUGGUGACUCAGAGGAAGUGUCGGAGAAGAAAGUCAAGUCCUCGAUUACGACACCUGCCAAGAAGGAAGACAAGAAGCCCAAGCAAGCCGAGACUCCUGCCACUACAGCUUCAAACUCUGUCACUCCAACGGGCACCGCGCAGAAGAAGAAGCGCAAGAAAAGCAAACAGAAGAAACAAGCUGUGAACGGCUCGGCCAACUAA